AUGGCCAGCUACAAAACCAACAUUCCCGCCUCCGAACUCGAGUCUUUUGGGACCCAGUGUACCUUUGGCGCUGAACCCUUGGCCCAUUCGGGCCGAGACGAUGGGAGAACAACCGCCCAAGCCGGCCCACAUGAAUCGCCGCGCCUCGAUAUCCGUCAGCUUCUGAAUAACAAGGACCAUACUUGGUCGGGCAUAGUCCGCGACUACGAUGACUGCCAGGAGCUUAUGAAGCAGUAUAAAACACUGAACGACAAGGAGGGCACGACAGACGUUGAAGUGUCCAAUGACUUUCCCGAAGACAAGCAAGCCCAGAAAGAACUAGCCAGACAGCUCUUCGAGGCCAUCUUGGAAGUAGAUCCAGACACUUCCGACCACAUGCAUUCCCAGCGGGUACAGGAACUUAGCAACCUUGAGGUCGAGUUGCUUUCGUGGGAGCUUCUGUUUGCCAUACACAGGGCGCAGGAUGGCAUUGUGGGUUGGGCUAAGUGGUCGCCCAAAGCAAGUCAGAGAUAUCAGAAGUGCGGGAACUUCCAAGAACGAUUUGCGUUGGUCAAAGAAGCAUGCCAGAAGUCUAAAUCGGUUGUCCACGCCAUGCUGUCGGCCCCUUUCAUAACCCGGAUGACAGCAGCACCUACCCAUGAGUGCAAAUUAAAGAGCGCGAAUAAAAUGAUCAACGCAAGAAAGGGGUUCAUGUUGAAAGGGUAUCAGCACAUGAUGGCAGAGAAGAACCAGAAGAGCAACCAUGAUCCCCCGGCGUCUUCGAAACGAAAGAGAGGUGUCAGCGGCAAGGACGAGGAAGGCCAGGCCAGAUCCCAGGCAACCAACUACAAGCGUCACAAGGUUGAGAUACCGAGAAAACCAGCGACAAGAACGGUAGUAUCGUCCAUUCCCGGGGGAGCGCUUAGUCGCAUCCCAAGCGUCCCUACACCUCUAGUUAAAGAGGAAACCAAGAAAGGGUCAUUGGUUCCCCGGGAAUACUCUACAUUGGGCCUCGCUAAAGAGUCCGUUGCGGGUCUGGACCAACCCGUCGCCUCGUUGGAUCACCGAAUGCCUCCCUCGGGCGGCGUUGAUGCCGAAUACCCGGUCCCUCAGCCGAACUCGAUGGCUUCGCCUUACCCAUCACUGGCUAUGCCACUGCCACUACCCAUCUGGGAGCCGACAGAGACUUCCUUUUCACCGCCUCCCCAGGAGAUGGCCGUGGGUUCAGACACUGGGACCGAAGCAUCGAUGGUUGCGGGCAGCUUCGAGAAUCUCGAAUUCUUGAACCCGUGGAGCGAUUUUGCGCGGGGUGACUAUGGAGGGCAGCUCUGGGACUGGUGA
Messenger RNA from Chaetomium fimeti, 1320 nucleotides. RefSeq lists its product as uncharacterized. The transcript is spliced from 4 exons. NCBI's taxonomy places the organism in Eukaryota, Fungi, Ascomycota, Sordariomycetes, Sordariales, Chaetomiaceae. The record is from RefSeq and is a predicted model, not a curated record. The coding region runs from base 1 to 1320 and encodes 439 amino acids.